UCCUGGCUGAACACACCAGUCUGAUACUUAAAGAGAGCAACUCCUGGCUGUAAUAGAGACUGGCUGGACCAGCAAAGAUGACAGGUCGAGAGGAAUGAGUCUUUGCUCAGGCACCCUCCCAGCACCAUGUGAGAAAGCUGCUGACAGGCAACCCGACCCACUGGAGAGAAUCACUUCCUCUUUACUGUCCGAGUUGGUCCCAAGUGCCAGGAAGAUGGAACCAAGCUUGCUGAUGUGGGGAUUAUUCACAUUCAUCAUGGUACCUGGCAGCAUGACAGAGUUUUGUGAUAAUGAACCACCGGAGAUCAGUUAUGCCACCUUCAAAGCCUUGUCCUUCGUUAACGGCACCAUGUUAACCUGCGAGUGCAAGAAAGGGUUCCGCAGAAUACAAAAUGGGUCUCCCUAUAUGCUUUGUACGGGAAACUCUUUCUGGGAAAACAAGUGCCAGUGUGUAAGCUCUCACCCUAGGAACACAGGGAAACAAGUUACACCUCAACCUGAAGAACAGAAAGAAGGGAAAACCACAAAAAUGCAAAGCCAAUUGCAGCCUGUGGACCAAGUGAACCUUGCAGGUCACUGCCAAGAGCCCCCUGCGUGGGAACAUGAAGACACAAAGAGAACUUAUCAUUUCAUGGUGGGGCAGACACUUCACUAUCAGUGCAUCCAGGGGUACAAGACCCUACACAGUGGCCCUUUCCUGAGCGUCUGCAAAACUAUCCGUGGAGGAACAAGGUGGACCCGACCCCGGCUCACAUGCCUGGAUGAAAAUGAGCUCCAUCUGUUUACAGGUGAAGUUGACAUUCAAACAAGCACAGAUGAUCUUCCUGAGAGUGAGACUUACCACACCAUCACCACAACAGAUUUCCAACAACACUCAGAAGUAGCAACAACCAUGGAGACGUUCUUGUUCACGAUGGAGUACCAGAUAGUAGUGGCCGGCUGUGUCUUCCUGUUGAUCAGCAUCUUGCUUCUGAGUGGACUCACCUGGCAGCGGAGAUGGAAGAAGAGUAGAAGAACCAUCUAGAAAACCCAAAGUGGUGAGAAGCCAAGAACAGCCAACAGAAGUCAUGAGGCAGAAGCAAAGUCAGAGAGGUCAAACGCUCAUCUCGCAUCUCGCAUCUCACAUCUCUUGGCUUUGGGGAACCUCUGGAUUCACAUCACAGGACAUCAGGAAGCUGCUGCCAUAUCACUAAGACAAUCUGUACCAUCAAAGAGGGAGACCUGCCCACUUCUAUCCAGAAUUUCCAAGGUCUUUAAAGGGAAACGGAACUCUUUGACUUAUCUUUGUGGACAUGGGUUGAUUAAAGAUAGAACAGCAUGGAAUGUUCUCCAUAUCCUAUACAAUAUAAAGUAACUUUGUGUUGACUUCAUCCCAAUUUCCCAGUUUGGAAAUCCCAGGUAAAGCCUUAGCACUAACAUAAGUAGUCUCCCUCCCAUGCCAUCCCGUGCGCCUGGAUCUCAUCUGUGGGGACCUUUCCCAGCUCCGGUUGGCUAGUCCAUUCUGAUCACUUUGUUUACUAAACAACCUUUAAGAACUCUGGGCUGGCGACUAGCACACUGAGCCUAGCUCAAUACUGUAGCGCAAACCUUUUCUUUUGAGGCUUCAGAUUUGAAUCUCUAAAGAAAAAAAGCUGUGGCAGAAUCAUUUGUGGAAAAUAUCAAAAUAAGGCAGCUAAUCCCUUGGAAUUGUGAAGCUUCAAUAUUGGAGAGGAUUCGAGAGGAUUUCAAAUAUUGAAUGCUAGUGUCAGGAACAGGAGGGUAAACUAUGUUCCAGAGAAUGAAUUAUACUUAUCAAAAUACUUUACUUGUAUCUUAUUAUCAGGACUCUUUAAGAGUUGGCUUCUUUGGGAUUGCUGUAAAUUACACUCAGAGCUGGGCCUACACUAAUUUGAUGUUUACUGGUAGACACACAAUGUACAAAUGUGCACAUUUCCCAAUACAUGUCAUAAAAACACUGAAAAAGGAUCAGUUCAUUCAAUGUUGAUGGAAGGAAGGAAGUGAAUGGGGGAAGUGAUACUGAUAAAAUUUUGCGGUAGAAAAGGUGCCCCUGUGGUCCUCAACUGUUACCCAAAAGCUCAGCAAGUCAGAAGGCUUGGAGGCCUUCUUAAAACAGAUCGCUGGGCCCACCUCUGGAGUUGCUGAGUCAGUAGAUCUGGGAUUUUUAUUUCUAAUAAGUUUCCAGGUGAUUCUAAUGGUGCUGGUCCAAGGAACCAGCUGAGAAUCAGUGUGCAUUCCGUGUGCCCACCCACCCUCAACUGCUAGUGAAAACAUCAGCUUCAGGUGCUGAGGCCUCUGAGCAUUCUUCUUCAGUCUCAUAAGAGAUAUUUCUUCAAACCGGUUGGCUCAGAUGUUCAAAUUUAACAUCAUGUGAUUUCAUGAGAUUAGAGAGAAGUUUGAACUAUCAACCAGUUUUCAUUUCUGGAAAGGCAGAAGAAUGUGUGUUUAGGCAGGACGUGGUGGAGCAUGACUAUAAUCCCUGUAAGUGGGAAGGCUGAGGCAGGAGGAUUGUAAGUUCAAGGCCAGCUUCAGAAACUUAGUGAGACCCUCUCUCAAAAUAAAAAAAUUAAAAGAACUGGGAUGUAGCUCAAUAGUAAAGCACCCCUGGGUUCAAUCCACGGUACCAAAAAAUAAAUCAAUAAUAAAUAAGAAUGAGCUAGUUUCACCAGGACCUACAUUCAGAUUUUUUCUAUGAUUAGCCAAGUACAAAGCAGACUUUCUUUUUCAUGCUCCCUUUCCCAAAUAUAGGCUUUCUAGGUAAAUUAAAUUUGAGAGGCAUCUCAGACAAGAAUUUUAAAAUAUAAUAUUUUUAAAAAAUUCUUCCUUGAGUAAAACUGAAUUGUAUGAUCAUUACUCAUUUUGGAAAAGAGGGGGCUAUUACAUCAACAUUUUUUUCUUAUUAAUUUCAGAUUUACUUACCUAUUUUAUUCUCCCUCACUUAUGACAAUAGAAAUAACAAAUUUGAAAUAAGAAAACGGUUUAUUCUGAGCCAACACAAGCCCUGGGAACACCAACUCAAAUUAAUGACAUGAGUUCCCAAAGCACAGGGUUCCCUAAGGACAUGAUCCUCCCGGAAAGAGAUUACACAAGUAUUUUAUAGUGCCAAUAAAGUAGGUGGGGUCCCCAGGCGAGCUACAAAAUGGUAGGGAAAUCUUCCACGGUUUUCAAUAAAGCAGGGGAAUCUCCUCCAGGAGUCAAGUACCAUCUCAUUAUUAGUCUGAAAAUUAAAUAGUGGUCCAUGAAGCUUAGCAGACAUUUACCCAGUGGUCACAAAAAUGCUAGGUUGGGCACAGAGGCCCGUGAUACAUGGCUGUAAAAGGAGCCUAAUUAAAUCAUCCAAUACAACUUAAGCUUCUUAUGACAUUUCAUCUCUCCACAAGGUCACAACACUCCAAUCAGUGAGAUUUAAACCAUCUGGGAGCUCUUAAAUACAGACAUGGCCUCUUUGAGGACUCUUCAGUUCACACUCAGAAGUAGUGGAAUUUUCAAGAAAUCACAUGCUAUGUGAUGAGUUCAUAUCAUGAGUUCAUUUCCAUUGUUGAUGAAAGAAUGGAUAAAUGGUAUUGUAAUUUUUUCUUGUUUUUAGUUUUUAAGUAUGGUAAAUAUCAACAGAUAUAAACCUACACAAACAAAAGCUCUUUGGGAUCCUCCCAAGUUUGUAAUAGCUUUAAUGUUUUUAAUUAUUUUUUAUUCUAACUUGUUAUAUAAGACAGCAGAAUGCAUUAAAAUUCAUAUUACAUAUAUGUAGAGCACAACUUUUCAUAUCUCUGGUUGUACACAAAGUAAGUCACACCAUUCGUGUCUGCAUACAUGUACUUAGGAUAGUGAUGUCCAUUUCAUUUCACCGUCUUUCCUACCCCCAUGCCCCUUCCCUUCCCCUCCCUCCCAUUAGAUAAACUCUACCUAGAGUUUGUCUAUUUCUCCCAUGCUCCCCGCCCAACCCUAUUACGAAUCAGCCUCCUUAUAUCAGAGAAAACAUUCAUCAUUUGGUUUUGGGGAAUUGGCUAACUUCACUUAGCAUUAUCUUCUUCAACUCCAUCCAUUUCCCUGCCAUGAUUUUAUUCUCUUUUAAUGCUGAAUAAUAUUCCAUUGGGUAUACAUACACGUUUUCUUUAUCUAUUCAUCAACUGAUGGGCAUCUAGGUUGGUUCCACAGUUUAGCUAUUGUGAAUUGUGCUGCUAUAAAUGUUGAUAUGGCAAGAGGGCCUGAUGAAGGACUAGUGAGAAAAUCAAUUGCACAGGUAUUUCAAAAAGACGAAAUUUAAAACUACAAGAAAAGCCAGUGUGGUGGCACACACCUGUAAUCCCAGCAGCUCAGGAGGCUGAAGCAGGAGGAUCACAAGUUCAAAGCCAGCCUCAGCAACAGCCAGGUGCUAAGCAAUUCAGUGAGACCCUGUCUUUAAAUAAAAUACAAAAUAGGGCUGGGGAUGUGGCUCAGGGGUCAAGUGCCCUUGAGUUCAUUCCCUAGUCCCCCCCCCAAAAAAAAAAAAACCUUCAAGGAGAUAUCACUUUAUGCCCACUAAGGAGACUUUAAACAAAAGAAGGAGAAGAACCCUCAUAAAGUUCUGGGGGCAGAGUAAAUGGUGCAGCCACUGUAGAAAAGAGAUUGAGGGCUCCUCAAAUCACUAGGCGUAGAAUUAUCCUCUGACUCCACAAUUCCACUGUUAUUCAUGUUCCCAAAAGAGAAGUGUCCAAACAGAAACAUGUACACAACUAUUUCUGUUGUGUGCAUGCCAAAAGGUGUUCAAUCCAAGGGAACUUUUCAGGCACUAGAGAACAGGAGAGGUGGGGACAACUAAAGGUAUUAAAUAACCCAACAGGAGACAGUAAAACCUAGAUGACCUUUAAAGACUGCACACCGUUGGGUAUUCAUCCAAAGGGGAAUGCAGGGCUAGGGGGACCACAAGCUCUGGAGGAUACAAUGCUAACUGUACCGGACCUGGGUGUGCCUGCUCCUCAGACACCCAAUCUUGCAAGAGCGUCAUUAAAGCCUCUAUUUUUUGCUACA
Marmota monax (woodchuck) is the source of this 5004-nucleotide messenger RNA. It is a transcript of the gene Il2ra, whose product is annotated as interleukin 2 receptor subunit alpha. Gene Ontology annotation, biological process: inflammatory response. Gene Ontology annotation, molecular function: interleukin-2 binding; interleukin-2 receptor activity. The record is from RefSeq and is a predicted model, not a curated record. The transcript has 8 exons. Bases 95 to 1024 code for a protein of 309 amino acids. NCBI's taxonomy places the organism in Eukaryota, Metazoa, Chordata, Mammalia, Rodentia, Sciuridae.